CUCCCAUUAAAUGAAGUAUUUAAUCUGAGCGCACCAAAACGGUUAUGCUUGUAAAUAUAGACAAAGCCAGACAAUAACAUGUUGAAACCCAAACAGUUGCAAUGAAAAACAGUCAAAAAUAAAAGACAAAAUCCAACCAAUAUACUUUCUCAGUUCUAAAAUACCCGCAUCUGACAUAUUGUAUGAAAAAAUGUCGCUAACAGUAAUAACUAGCAAGUAUAAUGGAACGAAAUUAGUAGUAUAUAAAUAAUAAACCAUAGCAUAUUCUAUAUAAGAAAUUACAAACAAUUUAAGGAGUUUAUUGCAAAAAAAAAAUCUUUCAGUCAGAACAACACAAAAAAAUUGGUGGCUGUAGUGAAGUUUGGAUAAAAGAGUAAGACAUUUAGACCCACAUACAAAAUCCUUGACUGUAAGUUCCUAAGUCAUUAUUCCUGAUAUUUCUCACUUGAAUCAAAGUUUUGAGUUAUAAUCAUAUCUGUUUGGUAUCAAAUUGUUGCAAGAACUAACAUGGCGUUGUCCUCGGCCAAUGCCAAUGGGCAUAUUUCCAUGUCUUUGGCGUCGAGUAAGAAGGAUUGCAGAGUUGUGAAGUUUAGCAAUGGUGAGUUAAUGGGACUCAAGUUUAAGAAUUUUGCAUCCAGACAUACUCACAAUAAGGCAGUCCACAGAAAUGUGUGCAUGUCUAUUGCUGCUGAUUUUGCUUCUGAUGCUAAGCCUAAAGACAGUGAAGUGGAUAAAAAGAAUGCGAGGACAGUAGCAGCAGUGAUUCUCGGAGGAGGUGCAGGCACUCGUCUUUUUCCAUUGACAAAGCGACGUGCAAAACCAGCUGUUCCCAUUGGAGGGGCAUACCGGUUGAUAGAUGUUCCGAUGAGUAACUGCAUAAACAGUGGCAUAAACAAAGUGUAUAUCCUGACUCAGUUCAACUCUGCUUCCCUUAAUAGGCACCUUGCUCGAGGUUACAACUUUCGUAGUGGCGUCAACUUUGGUAAUGGCUAUGUGGAGGUUCUAGCAGCAACACAAACUCCUGGGGAUUCAGGCAAAACAUGGUUCCAGGGUACUGCAGAUGCUGUAAGGCAGUUUUGCUGGCUUUUUGAGGAUCAAAGAAGCAAGGAAAUUGAAGAUGUUCUGAUUCUCUCCGGAGACCAUUUGUACAGAAUGGAUUAUAUGGACUUCCUACAGAGUCAUCGCCAAAGCGGAGCUGAUAUCAGUAUUUCUUGCCUGCCUAUGGACGACAGUCGAGCCUCAGACUUUGGUUUGAUGAAGAUAGAUGACACGGGGAGAGUUUUAUCGUUUAGCGAGAAGCCUAAAGGCGACGAUUUGAAAGCUAUGGCAGUGGACACAACAGUUUUAGGACUGUCCAAAGAAGAAGCUCAGACGAAACCUUACAUCGCGUCUAUGGGUGUAUACAUAUUCAAGAAAGAAAUUCUAUUAAAUAUUUUGAGAUGGAGAUUCCCGACUGCUAAUGACUUCGGAUCAGAAAUAAUCCCUUUCUCUGCUCGAGAAUUCUGUACCAAGGCUUACUUAUUCAAUGAUUAUUGGGAAGAUAUUGGAACUAUCAGAUCCUUCUUUGAGGCAAAUCUCGCCCUAACUGCACAUCCACCGAGAUUUAGCUUCUACGAUGCAGAAAAACCAAUGUACACAUCGCCAAGAAAUUUGCCCCCUAGCAAGAUCAAUAAUAGCAAGGUUGUAGACUCUAUUGUAUCUCAUGGAAGCUUCUUGAACAAUUGUUUCAUAGAGCAUAGUGUCAUUGGCAUUCGAUCUCGCAUCAACGCUAAUGUCCAUUUAAAGGAUACAGUAAUGCUUGGUGCUGACUUCUAUGAAACAGAGGCAGAAGUUGCAUCCCUGGUAGCUGAAGGAGGUGUUCCAAUUGGCAUAGGAGAAAAUGCCAAAAUCAAGGAAUGCAUAAUAGACAAGAAUGCCAGGAUAGGAAAAAAUGUUGUAAUUUCAAAUUCAGAGAAAGUACAAGAGGCUGACAGAUCUUCAGAAGGGUUCUAUAUCCGAUCCGGCAUCACCGUCAUAUUGAAGAACUCAACAAUCAAAGAUGGGGUUGUGAUAUAACAAAUAACCCAUUAACAAAUCCUCUUUCAAGCAACAUAUAUGAAGAUGGAAUCCCAACAAGUAUGUUAGAACUGAAGGAAUAUGAUGAGGAUGAGAAUGGUGCAUGUUAUGAAUUUUGUAUCGGGGUCUAUAAAUUUCUGUAUCCUAAAUAUUGUCAUGGAAUGCUCAUGUUAUGACAAACACAAUUUAAUAAAAGGAAAACAACAAAGCUCAAAAAAAA
Messenger RNA from Amaranthus tricolor (Joseph's coat), 2275 nucleotides. RefSeq names its product glucose-1-phosphate adenylyltransferase large subunit 3, chloroplastic/amyloplastic. Gene Ontology annotation, biological process: glycogen biosynthetic process. Lineage: Eukaryota; Viridiplantae; Streptophyta; Magnoliopsida; Caryophyllales; Amaranthaceae. The transcript is spliced from 14 exons. Gene Ontology annotation, molecular function: glucose-1-phosphate adenylyltransferase activity. Bases 508 to 2055 code for a protein of 515 amino acids. The record is from RefSeq and is a predicted model, not a curated record.